AUCACAGUACUUCACUGUAAUAUAGAAAAUGAACAAAGACAGGCACGAUAUUCUCUACAAUCAAGCACGCAAUUUGCUGAAUUAUGAUGUGAAGAAGGUAUGGUUUGAUAUCGACCCCUAUUUUGAGAGGAGAGAAAGGGACGACCAAGAGUUGCCAAACUUCGAACCUCGUCAGUCAACCAUUUUGUGCGAAAAACUCGAGUUCACAGGUCGGAUAGAGCGUAAUGAGUUGCAAGCAGAUGAGUUUUGGGACUUCUUGUACUCCGACAAAUGGAAUCAUGGUUGCUCGAUAAGAAUUCUCGAAGGACAACUCUUCGAUCAAAUACAGACCCAACUUCACAAAUUGUUAAAGCGACAGAAGAUCGGUCAACAUCGAACAUUCGCGUUCGCUAGGAACAAAAGAGCUCAGCGAGGGUGUUACACAUUGGCUAAUCAAAAGAGCUGUGACGAGAUGGAAGAGAUUUUGUUGUUGGAGUUUACAUAUUAUGGUCGUGUUCAUUCACCACGACUGUAUGAAUCUACCUGCAGUUCCUACGAAGGAACCACAUCUGGUAUAUAUUCCCAAAACAGAUCCAGCGAGACAGAGGCAGAUUUUAUUCCCCUUGUCCGGAGAGGAGCCUCCACCGACAGCAAGGAUUUAUCCCUCAUUUUACCCCCAAUCAAACACAGACGAUCAGUUGAUAUUUCAGAAAGGACAGCGCACAAAAAAAGGCCAACGCCUGCAAAACGAACGAAAGGAAGACCAACACGAGUAAUCCGAAAGCCCCCCGAAUCCACCCCAAAAGAGAUCAGUAACGUUAGUUCGGACAGCGAUUACAAAUCUCUGCCUCCACUCACAAACUUGAAACAUUUAAGAUGCACAGAGAACGUUGUAUAUGGAAAAGAUACUGUCUGGGAGGAAGUACCACUGAGCGAAAACGUUCUAGACUUGGGUGAAGAAUUUUACUUGUCAGAUAUAGUGAAGGAACGUGAAAAACAAACCCAUGCAGAUUACGAGUCUGUUAGCAAAAAGUUGGCGAAGUGCAAAUUUGAACUGCUUAAGAGAAAGGAAGAAAAGAAAAAACGAGAAAUUUGUUCUACAGAGAAGAGUUCAUGUAUUACGCCCAUGCCGAGCUUUGAUAUCGAGAAAAUACAACUAGAUAAAACAAUGCCUAGGGGACCAAUUUUCAAGUUUCGCUUUCCAGAAAUUCCCAGUUUUGAACAAUUAAUCGCCAUAUUGGAAUCCGAAGAAUGCCAUGAUUCUUUUUCUAAACCGUUGCGGAAGAAAGUUACUGACAGACACAAUUUCAUUAACUUACAACAGUCACUUAGAAAAAGAAAAAUGACAAUGGGGAAACUGAAGACCGCAAGUGUUGGCGGAAAGAAAGAUGCAAUAGAAACUAAAAGCCGAUCUCCCGUGUCGCGCACCUUAUCGCCUGUGGUUGCCGUCCCCCAAAAGAAACCCAAUAUGCUCGCCACUAUGUCAGAGGAGGAAAACAUCGGUACCUUGGCAGCAAAGGUCAAAGGUGUUACAAAUUCAAGAAAAUGCGAGAUUCAUGUUCACAAUUAUAUUGAAAAGAUAAAACGCUGUAAAGAGAGUAAAGUGAACUCGGUUUUAGAAUCUUUCUGUAUCACCAAUAUUCCAAUCAUCUUACUGACGUCUCCUUCUGGUGAGAUAUCAAUCCUCUCGGAUGUUGCCACAUUCAGUGCUUUAAGAAAGUAUGUACGAAAGAAGGUCAAACCUGGAAAAAAGAAAAUGGCCAAGUCUCUAAAGGGAGAAGGCAGUGAGUUUAUGUCCUCUUCUUUUGACACAAACAAACUCAACUUGCAAUACAGUCUCGAAAGGAUGGACAAUUUCUUGAAGAAAAAGUCCGACUAUGAAAACAGAGCUCAGACAUGUGGUCAACUCAUGAUACCCGAGGACUCUAAAAGUGAGAAAAGAAUAUCAACAUUUGAGAGAAUCGAACCCUCAAUUGGCAUCAGAAGAUUAAAGACUAAAACAUUGCAACAAAAAGAGAGGAAACCGGUUGAACAGAUAGGAUUGCCAAAUGUUACCGAAUUUUCAUUGAUCGAUUUUGAAGUAAGGCUGCUCCAGUCUUUAGAUGAUUUCCUUGUUCGUAAAGAACAUGUGGUUUCUACCAUCAACGGAAAAUCUUUAACAACUAUAACAUUCACAAAAAAAUCUGUCUUUAAAUAAUGAUAUAUAUAUAUAUAUAUAUAUAUAUAUAUAUAUAUA
This is a messenger RNA of Ostrea edulis (European flat oyster), 2215 nucleotides long. RefSeq lists its product as uncharacterized. The record is from RefSeq and is a predicted model, not a curated record. The transcript has 4 exons. Lineage: Eukaryota; Metazoa; Mollusca; Bivalvia; Ostreida; Ostreidae. Bases 29 to 2176 code for a protein of 715 amino acids.